CACAGUUACAUUCCUUUAUACCCUCUUCUGUCAUAUAGCUCAAUUUUGUCAUUAAAGUAACAUUUUUCACUGAUAAGCCAAAUGCAUAUAAAAAUCCUUGACCCAUCCUUUUUUUUUUUUUUAUCUGGAAUCUGAAAAAGAUUUAGAUCUGACUGGACUUUAUCUGCACUACUGUUUUUUUUCUGCCAGUUCCCCACUAUCUGUCUAAUUGACCAAGUAGUUUUCUGUAAUCCUUCCAUAAGCACUGAUUUGACAAAAUUCAGAGCGACUACGGGAGAUUUAUAUGCUGUUUCUGCUGCAGAAAAAUGAAAUUUAAUUUCACCUUUUACUAUCAGUCAAAAACAACAAGUCCUCUGAAUGAAAUGCACAGAUCUGUUAGAUAUGUAUCUGCUUUUAUGUAACCCUAUCCUGACUCGCCCUUCCCAAAAGCACUUGCCCUUCACUUGGAGGCACCCUUCACUCCAUGGCCUAGUGAUAUUCCUGGGCUGGGUGGUGUUCCUGUGCUAAACAUAACCCUUAAUGCUGCACCCCUCAUCUAAACACUGAGCAUGCUUCAAUGGCUGGUGUUGAGUUACCACAGUUUAUGCUGUAUCUCACUGGGAAGGAUUGCUAAACACGCUCUCUCAGCCGUUCUGCAUGCCAGGCAGACCCCCCCAGACCUCGACUCCAAGCCUCGAGCCAGCAGAGGUCCAGCGGAACACUCAUCACCCAAAUUGGAACGGCUGCAGUCCGAGCUGAGAGAACUUAGGGAGCAGUUUGAACAGAUGAAGACUCAACACAACAAAGAAAUUAAACUUCUAAUGAAUGAGCUGGAUGAGGAGAAGAGAAUUCGUCUGACCUUACAGAUGGAGCUACAACAUAUGAAGAAGCACAUGUCAAAAUGACAAAAAUUACUAACAAAAACACAGUAAUGUUUAUUUUUGUUGUUGUAGUUAGUUUUGGUGUGGAAUACAUUGCACCAUACUUAGAACUGUUGCCAAAAUCUUGUCCCUUUUAUGUAUAUAAAUAAAUAAAACGUCAAGAACAGCUGUCAAUAUAAUGCAGUGCAGUUCUACACAGCUCCAAACUACUUAAAAAUAGAAAUUGUUGAAUUCAUACCUUUCAGAUUACAAUUACCUUUGUAAAGCCAAUAUUUUGUUAAUACAACUCUUGUAUUAGAUUGUAAUAUGUACCUAAUGUUGAAGUGAAACAAUUUUUGUGUGUUUCCUAAUAAAUACAAAACCACCUUGAGUAGAAAACAUUUGUAA
This is a messenger RNA of Phyllopteryx taeniolatus (common seadragon), 1247 nucleotides long. RefSeq names its product SH3 domain-containing kinase-binding protein 1. The coding region runs from base 549 to 884 and encodes 111 amino acids. Lineage: Eukaryota; Metazoa; Chordata; Actinopteri; Syngnathiformes; Syngnathidae. The record is from RefSeq and is a predicted model, not a curated record. The transcript is spliced from 4 exons.